ACUUCAUAUUUAAAACAGGCCCAUUAAAUAAGCCCAAAGCCUUCACUCUUUUCUUCUUCACUCACCCACAAACCUGCGCAUCCUCCCAUUUUCUCCAUCCCUCUCCCUCUCCCUCUCCCUCUCCACGUCACUUUCUCUUUGUCAAUACGAGCUUCGUUGUUGCUCCUCCCUCCCGCCGGCGUAUAUGGCUUUCCGGUUUGGUCGUUCAAUUCUGCGUGGUCUCAGCAGCAAUGCUCUUGGGGCGAGCAGGCCAUCUUCCCAAUUGGCAGAUAUGGGGUUCUUAUCUCAACAAACAAGGACAUUCAUACAGAUGAGGACCAACCUUAAAGUGGUGGACAAUUCUGGGGCUAAAAGAGUGAUGUGCAUACAAGCAUUGAAGGGGAAAAAAGGAGCUAGAUUGGGGGAUGUAAUAGUAGCAUCGGUCAAGGAAGCACACGUUGGUGGGAAAGUGAAGAAAGGAGAUGUUCACUAUGCUGUUGUAGUUCGUGCUGCAAUGCCACGGGGCCGUUGUGAUGGGAGUGAAGUCAAGUUUGACGACAAUGCUGUUGUACUCAUCAACAAGCAAGGCGAGCCAAUCGGCACCAGAGUGUUUGGACCUGUUCCUCAUGAGUUGAGGAAAAAGAAGCAUCUCAAGAUUCUCAGUCUUGCCGAGCAAAUUGCCUAAAGUGUUAUCACACAGAUCUGCUUAUAUCUGUCUUUUUAUUCUCCUUUUUAAUGAGGUUAUGAACUGAUGUAGUGCUCGAAUCUAUAGUUGCUAUCUGUAUGAACUGAGCUUCGUUAUUAUUAUUGAAUAAAUUAGAUUACAGGCUUCGGAAAA
Salvia miltiorrhiza (redroot sage) is the source of this 817-nucleotide messenger RNA. RefSeq names its product 50S ribosomal protein HLP, mitochondrial. The record is from RefSeq and is a predicted model, not a curated record. Bases 185 to 664 code for a protein of 159 amino acids. Gene Ontology annotation, cellular component: mitochondrial large ribosomal subunit; ribosome. The transcript has 3 exons. NCBI's taxonomy places the organism in Eukaryota, Viridiplantae, Streptophyta, Magnoliopsida, Lamiales, Lamiaceae. Gene Ontology annotation, molecular function: structural constituent of ribosome; large ribosomal subunit rRNA binding. Gene Ontology annotation, biological process: translation.